Molecule: messenger RNA, 974 nt
Organism: Moneuplotes crassus
Lineage: Eukaryota; Ciliophora; Spirotrichea; Euplotida; Euplotidae
Source: the annotation of a GenBank genome assembly
UCCUCAGAAUGCUGAUCUACAUCAGCCAAGUCCAAAGUCACUUUCUAACAGGUAUCAUCAGGCAGAGAUGGCCCUUCAGAGAGAACUAGAUACUGCUAAAAAUAUUUUUACCAAGAAGCUCCUUGAUAGUAGGGAAAGCAGACAAGAAAUGCUCAGGAUGUUGAAGAAAGCUAUUCAUGAUCUCGAAAAUGGCCUAACAGAAGAUGAUGCUUCUUUUGAGAAUUUUCUCAUAACUAUAAAGGAAGCAGAUAGAGUCUUAAACAACUCUGUUCUCUGAACCCAGGCACUUGGCUCACAAGGUCAGUUAGAAGCUGCAGAAUCCCUGAUCUCGCGACUCCAAGAACAAGCUGAUUCAAUGAGAAAGGAAAUUGAGAAUUUUGAGCAGAUCAAGGUCUGAAGGGUGAGAGAUAUAAAACUCAACGAUAAAAUAAUCAAGAAACAGAUUAAGGAAAUUUGUUACAACAUAUUAGCCUAUCAUCCAGACACAUUUAAAGCACCGAAAAUGACUCAUGAGUUUUCAAUAUUGACUUCGAAUCAGGCUUCUUCUCUUGUUGGAGCAUCUAAAGGACCUAAAAGGUCAUUCUCUAAGCCAUGACGUGAAAGCGAGUCUAACCUUCAUAGAAUGAGUAAAAGCAUGUCAAAACCAUUUGACACUAAAUAGCAAGUUCAAGACUACGAUGCCAACAGUUAGAGAGUACUCAGAAGGAGAUACCUUAAGAAGAAGUAUGACUGUGAGCAGUCAGCGGAAACUAAAGUCUACCAAAAGAGACCACGAAAUCCUAAAACUUGCUCAGAAAAUACGUAUUAAUACGCUAAAUUUCUGUGGAAAACAAGCAGAAGGGAUUGCUUUUACCGAUAAAAUCAAGAAAAUAUCUAAAAUGAUGGACUACCUCGCAGUUGAUAGAGCAGAGAAAUGCCGUAAGCAAAAGAGACGUAAAAGAGCUUCCAGAUCCGUGGCGAAAUAAGUUUAUAAA